AUGUGGUGGAAGGACUCGUCGAUGCUCGCGAGCUGGCAGUUGGACAGGUUGAGCAUCUUCAGGGUCAGCGCGGGCGCGACAAUCUCAAAGGUGGCGAUGGGGUUCGAGUUGAGUUUCAGACUCCGAAUCCGCUCAAACGUGCCCGUAAACUUGGAGAUGGAGUUGUGGUCGGCCGAGAGGAUCUCGAGACGCGGCAGGUCGGCAAUGACGGCAAUGCUCGUGAUGGCGUUGUACUUGAUGUCGAGCUCGCGCAGCAUGAACAGGCGGCUGAAGGUCGGCGGCAGCGCGUUGUUCAGUCUGUUGUUCGUGAUGACGAACUUCUCGAGACUGCGCAUGUUGGCGAUGUCGUCGGGCAGGCUGCCGAUCGAGUUGAAGCUGAGAUCGAGCUCGACCAGGCUGUCGAGCGUGCACAAGAACUGGGGAAAGGUGUCGAGAAAGUUGGAGGAGAUGUUGAGAUUGCGGAGCGACUGGUAG
This is a messenger RNA of Verticillium alfalfae VaMs.102, 474 nucleotides long. RefSeq lists its product with no specific name. Lineage: Eukaryota; Fungi; Ascomycota; Sordariomycetes; Glomerellales; Plectosphaerellaceae. The transcript has a single exon. The record is from RefSeq and is a predicted model, not a curated record. The coding region runs from base 1 to 474 and encodes 157 amino acids.